AUGGCACAACCCCAAGCACCAUAUCAAUCCCAAUUCCAACCCCCUCUCUUCCAGGUUCAGCAAUGGACAAAGUCCUUCUCAGCGAAAACAGCAACCGCAACAACAACAACAACAACAGCAGCAGCAGCAACAGACGGAAAAGAGAAAUAUGUCAUUUCCACAGACCCCUCUAUCAUCUCCCUCUCCGCCCUGACCGACGCCUUCAACCAAGAACACAUGUACUGGGUCAAACCACUCCCCGCGCCCGUCUUGAAAGAUAUGAUAGACCGCUCGCUAUGUUUCGGGGUGUACAGAUGUAAUAACAGUAAUGGCGCCGAUGAUAAUAAUAAUCAGAACGGCACUGUCGAUGCCACAGGCCUCACCCAAAUCGGCUUCGCACGCCUAAUCACCGAUAACAUCACUUUCGCCUAUCUGACAGAUGUGUACAUUCUUCCUGAAUACCAGGGGACCGGCCUGGGCUCCUGGCUGUUGGAGUGUGUCAAUGCGUGGGUGGAUGGCCGGGGAGAGUAUUUCCGGCGAUUAAUGAUGGUGACGGUCGGCGAGAGGGCGGAAAGGUACUAUCAGCGGGUCAUGGGGGCGGAGACGCAAGGGAGGACAGGAGAUGUUUUGAUUAUGGGGAGGAAGGGGAAGGGUGCGAUUGUGUAG
Molecule: messenger RNA, 645 nt
Organism: Blastomyces dermatitidis ER-3
Lineage: Eukaryota; Fungi; Ascomycota; Eurotiomycetes; Onygenales; Ajellomycetaceae
Product: GNAT family N-acetyltransferase
Exons: 1
Coding region: 1-645 (214 amino acids)
Molecular function (GO): acyltransferase activity, transferring groups other than amino-acyl groups
Source: RefSeq, a predicted model, not a curated record